AUGCAAAUUUUCGUUAAAACUCUUACCGGUAAGACUAUUACCCUUGAAGUCGAGUCAUCUGACACCAUUGACCAAGUCAAGCAAAAGAUUCAAGAUAAAGAAGGAAUCCCUCCAGACCAGCAACGUCUCAUUUUUGCUGGUAAACAAUUGGAAGACGGUCGUACUUUGUCUGAUUAUAACAUUCAAAAGGAGUCGACACUUCAUCUCGUCUUACGUCUUCGUGGUGGUAUGCAAAUCUUUGUAAAAACUCUUACCGGUAAGACCAUCACCCUCGAGGUUGAGUCGUCUGAUACAAUCGACCAAGUUAAGCAAAAAAUUCAAGACAAGGAAGGAAUUCCACCAGACCAACAACGUCUUAUUUUCGCUGGUAAACAGUUAGAAGAUGGACGUACCUUGUCAGAUUACAAUAUUCAAAAGGAAUCAACACUUCAUUUGGUGCUUCGUCUCCGUGGUGGUAUGCAAAUCUUUGUAAAAACAUUGACCGGUAAAACCAUCACCCUUGAAGUCGAAUCAUCUGACACUAUUGACCAAGUAAAGCAAAAGAUUCAAGAUAAGGAAGGAAUUCCACCAGAUCAGCAACGUCUCAUAUUCGCUGGUAAACAAUUAGAAGAUGGUCGUACCCUAUCAGACUAUAACAUUCAAAAAGAGUCUACUUUACAUUUGGUGUUACGUCUUCGUGGUGGUAUGCAGAUAUUUGUGAAGACUCUUACAGGCAAAACAAUUACCCUCGAGGUUGAAUCAUCAGAUACCAUCGACCAAGUUAAGCAAAAAAUUCAGGAUAAAGAAGGAAUUCCACCAGACCAGCAACGUCUUAUUUUUGCAGGCAAACAAUUAGAAGAUGGUCGUACAUUAUCGGAUUAUAAUAUUCAAAAAGAAUCCACACUUCAUCUUGUGUUGCGUCUGCGUGGUGGUAUGCAAAUCUUCGUAAAGACACUAACUGGUAAGACUAUUACGCUUGAAGUUGAAUCAUCGGACACCAUUGAUCAAGUUAAGCAAAAGAUUCAAGACAAAGAAGGAAUUCCACCAGACCAGCAACGUCUUAUUUUUGCGGGCAAACAAUUAGAGGAUGGUCGUACACUCUCUGAUUAUAAUAUUCAAAAGGAAUCUACACUUCAUUUGGUACUCCGUCUUCGUGGUGGUAUGCAAAUCUUUGUAAAAACACUUACCGGUAAAACUAUUACACUCGAAGUCGAGUCAUCUGACACUAUUGAUCAAGUUAAACAAAAAAUCCAAGACAAAGAAGGGAUUCCUCCUGAUCAGCAACGUCUUAUUUUUGCAGGCAAACAAUUAGAGGAUGGUCGUACAUUGUCAGAUUAUAAUAUUCAAAAAGAAUCUACCCUUCAUUUAGUACUCCGUCUUCGUGGUGGACAAUAA
Scutellospora calospora is the source of this 1374-nucleotide messenger RNA. NCBI's taxonomy places the organism in Eukaryota, Fungi, Glomeromycota, Glomeromycetes, Diversisporales, Gigasporaceae. The record is from the annotation of a GenBank genome assembly.